This is a messenger RNA of Knipowitschia caucasica, 309 nucleotides long. Lineage: Eukaryota; Metazoa; Chordata; Actinopteri; Gobiiformes; Gobiidae. The record is from the annotation of a GenBank genome assembly.
AUGACUCCCAGGCCUCUCACAGUCUUCCCCGACUCACUCCACCGGGCCUCAGUCUCCCCCCUCUCCCCGCCUCCCCCACGCCUCCCCCACGCCUCCCCCCUCCACCUCCCCGCUCCCUCCACGAUAGGUCUCUAUGGCCUUAUCGUCAGCGCUGCACGCUUGAUCCUCUGGCCUCUAAUUCAGCGAGCCCAUCCGAGCACACGGCUGUUCAGGCAGAGGACUGAUCUCUGCCACCCCCGAGGCCCGGAGCCAGAGCCACUGAAGCCCAAGGGAGGAGGGGGGGGAGAGGGGGGAGAGCGAGGGAGAUAA